AUGAAUUACCUUCAUGACCGUUAUAGACGUGCAAACAAGAUAACUGAUCAAGACCUCCUUCACACCUUGGGCGAUGGCCUCGCUGAGAUCCUCAACGUCAUUGAAAGAGAGGAAUGGCGCAACCUAACAGAUGUUGAGAAAUGUGCUCUUGGUAUUUUCCAUAAAAAUCUUGGAAUGGAUAUGGGAAUACCUUUCGAUCCACUCCCUUCACAAGCCGAAGGUUGGAAAGAUGGUCUGCACUUCGGGCUGGAGUUACAAGAGUGGACUGUUGGCUAUGAAGAAGAGGUUGCAAAACCCACAGCGACAAAUGACCAGUAUGUCAGGGUUUACGUUGACUCGGCAUUAUCAUCACUCCCUAGCUUCGCGAGAAGCCUUGUACGACAAAUGCUGGGUGCCGAUCUGGAUAAUGUGAUGCGAACUAGCCUCUGUAUUGAGUCCCCCAGUUUACCCUUCUCUCUAGUGCUCUCCGUUAUCCGAAACCUGCGCAAAUUAUUGUUACGAAACCUGACCCUUCCUCGAUCUGACUCGGCUGCUGUCAAAUUGGUGCAUGGGAUACCAAAUCCAGAAACAAACCUGUAUAAUUUUGAAAGAAAGGGACUUCAGCCAUGGUAUAUAAAACCAACAUUCUGGUCCAAAUGGGGCCCAGGCUCGUUCAUGGUCAGAGUCUUUGGGGGAAAGGUUCCAGGCUCACGCGGCGAUCGUUACCAGCCACGGGGUUACGAUUUAAUGACCAUCGGACCGGAUCCACAGAAAGGGAGGGGAAUAGAAGAGAUGAAAUCUGAUAUUGAGGCAAUCAGAGCGAGAGGUGUAGCUACCUGUCCCUUUUCGCAAGCAAAAACAGGCGGCUUGAAGGGAGACUUCUGA
This is a messenger RNA of Penicillium cosmopolitanum, 864 nucleotides long. RefSeq lists its product as uncharacterized. The coding region runs from base 1 to 864 and encodes 287 amino acids. The transcript is spliced from 3 exons. The record is from RefSeq and is a predicted model, not a curated record. Gene Ontology annotation, molecular function: oxidoreductase activity. Lineage: Eukaryota; Fungi; Ascomycota; Eurotiomycetes; Eurotiales; Aspergillaceae.